This is a messenger RNA of Stegostoma tigrinum, 477 nucleotides long. RefSeq names its product cytochrome b-c1 complex subunit 8 (gene uqcrq). The transcript is spliced from 3 exons. The coding region runs from base 116 to 364 and encodes 82 amino acids. NCBI's taxonomy places the organism in Eukaryota, Metazoa, Chordata, Chondrichthyes, Orectolobiformes, Stegostomatidae. Gene Ontology annotation, biological process: mitochondrial electron transport, ubiquinol to cytochrome c. The record is from RefSeq and is a predicted model, not a curated record.
GACGUAAAGAGGUGGGGCUUUCGGGGAAGAGCGCCAUUGCUGACGGAGCCAAGGUCGGUAAGGAUAAGGUGUGGAGUUAGAGCAAGCAGGAACUUUUGAAUAAGUAGCCACAAAAAUGGGUCGCCACUUUGGAAACUUAAUCAAAUUGCGGCAUAUUAUCACCUAUACCAUCUCUCCCUUUGAACAGAAGGCAUUUCCAAAUUAUUUCUCCAAAGGCAUUCCUAAUACGUGGAGGCGAUUCAAGGGUCAAGUGUUGAGGAUUGUUCCUCCAUUUGUGGGGUCAUAUCUCAUUUAUACCUGGGCCACGAACGAACAUGAAAUGUCAAUGAGGAAGAAUCCGGCUGACUAUGUGAAUGAUAAAUAAAUGGAAUUUGGAAGAGAGAAUUUCUACUGAUGUACCAUGUGUAUUCUUAACUAACUGCUAACUUUCACUGAAAUAAUCAUCUCUAUGUGCAGAAAUAAAAUAUUUAUAGUAUA